This is a messenger RNA of Nicotiana tabacum (common tobacco), 495 nucleotides long. NCBI's taxonomy places the organism in Eukaryota, Viridiplantae, Streptophyta, Magnoliopsida, Solanales, Solanaceae. The record is from RefSeq and is a predicted model, not a curated record.
UGGAGCAAAAAUGUAUGGGGCUUUCUGGUGUUCUCACUGCCAGGAACAAAAAGAGAUGUUUGGACGAGAAGCAUCAAAGCUACUAGACUACGUGGAAUGCUUUCCUGAUGGAGUCAAGAAAGGAAUUUAUAUGGCCAAUGCAUGUCAAGAAGCAAAACUUGAAGGGUUCCCUACAUGGGUUAUCAAUGGGGAGGUGCUGAGCGGAGAGAAGAAGCUUUCGGAGCUGGCUGAACUGUCUGGUUUCACUAUGAAAGAAAUCACUGAGGCUAAAUGAGCUUUCUUGACCAACACAACCACAUAUUCUUAGGGUAUCAAAGUUUAUGACUUUAUUAUUGCCCGAUGGUAUUUAUUUUGUUUCAUACUGUAAUUAUCUUAGUAUAUUGUAAACUGAAUAGAUAGCGUCAUAAAUGAAUCCGAGUGGAUUUUCUUCUGAGUAUGUAUAUCAAACUCUAUUACCCGCAAAUAUUUGAAUUUUGUGGUCCUGUUUUCUGCUAA